AUGCGGACGCUGCUGCUCCACGCGCCGGCGGAGCUGCGCGUGCAGGUGCUCGCCUGUCAGCUGGCCAUGGCGCGCUCAAAGCCGCUGCUCGCGUUGCGCGCGCUGCGAAAGGCGCUAAUUGGGGGGCGCGGGAAGGGGGGGGGGCGGGAGUCUGACGUUUCCCUGACGUUUCCUUCCGCGCUCUCGCUCGGCGCCGCGGACGCGCAGGCCAGCCUAGCGGUGUGCAAGGAGGCCCUCGCCCUCCUCGAGCCCGGAGGCGCGCUCGCGGACGCCGCUGCCGCCGCCGCCUUCCGACAAAAGGCGGUGGCGCGGUUCCCGCACGCGCCGGCCUUCGGCGGCGGCAGCGGCGACGAGCCUCCCCCGCCGCCGAGCGGAGAGUGAGCGCGCGGCGGGCGGGAGGGGAGCGUCGGGGGGGGGAUGCGGAGCCGGCCGAUCGGAGUGGUCGUUCUCUCUGACGACAUUCGGCGCGCCCGCCUGGCCCCUGCUCCCCUCCUGCGCCCAUCCCCCGGCGGCUCCGGCCGACACCGCGCCGAGGCCGUGGCGCCGCUGUCGCCACCGGGCCGGGGGACCGGGCCCCUCGCAUGACGCUUCUCUUACCGUCCUGGCACGCCACUACACCGGGACCGGGGUUUACGGCGACCUCUCGUCCCUCUCCAUCUCUUUUCUCACCCGUCCGCUCUGCAGAUCAGCGGUGACCGGUGUGUGUGGCGAUCCCAUCGCCCUCGCAAAGAGAAGAUAAUACAGACGUGC
Emiliania huxleyi CCMP1516 is the source of this 750-nucleotide messenger RNA. RefSeq lists its product as hypothetical. Lineage: Eukaryota; Haptophyta; Isochrysidales; Noelaerhabdaceae. The transcript has 4 exons. The record is from RefSeq and is a predicted model, not a curated record. The coding region runs from base 1 to 381 and encodes 126 amino acids.